AGAAGUGGUUGAGGAGAAUUACGACACCCCCAGUCCUAUUUAACGACAGUACACAUAACUUGCCUGUUUCAAUCUCUGAGCUUUUAGCCACCGCGGUCAUGUCUCUGCUCCUACCUCCGCCGUCGCUCCUCCCCUGCCAACCACCAACCCGAAAUCUACGGAGCGUUCGUGCCGCCGUUAACUCAUUUUCCCGAUUUAAAGCUUCAUGGGAAGAGGUCGCCGGAGUUUUGGUAUUCUCGGCGAUUCCUUUCACGGCGGUGAAAGCCAUUGCCAACAGUCCACUUGCGGAGGUUCUCCAGAGGCGAAUGGUGGAGAAGAAGAAGCUUUAUGAGGACAAUUCUUCAAAGAUGAAAGCACUCUCCAACGAGGCCAGAAUGGAGAGCAUGUGGUAUGGGGAGGAUCGGCCUCGAUGGCUUGGUCCAAUAUCGUACGACUAUCCUACCUAUCUCACUGGCGAACUGCCUGGGGAUUACGGCUUCGAUAUUGCAGGUUUGAGUCGGGAUCCUGUGGCCUUUCAGAAAUUUUUUAAUUUUGAGGUACUGCAUGCAAGGUGGGCUAUGCUUGCUGCAUUUGGUGCUUUAAUUCCGGAGAUAUUAGACAUAAUAGGAACGUUCCAUUUUGCCGAACCUGUUUGGUGGCGAGUUGGCUACUCGAAGCUUCAGGGUGAUACAUUAGACUACCUGGGCAUCCCUGGCUUACAUAUAGCUGGAAGUCAAGGAGUUAUUAUCAUUGCCAUUUGUCAAGCUCUUCUCAUGGUUGGUCCCGAAUAUGCACGAUAUUGCGGUAUCGAAGCUCUUGAGCCUUUAGGAAUAUAUUUGCCAGGUGAUAUCAAUUACCCAGGAGGUAUACUUUUCGACCCUUUAAAUCUAUCAAAAGAUCCAGAUUCUUUCGAAGAACUAAAGGUGAAAGAGAUGAAAAACGGUCGUCUCGCUAUGGUUGCUUGGUUGGGCUUUUCCGCUCAGGCAGCUCUUACAGGUAAAGGGCCUGUACAGAACCUUCUUGACUACAUUGCAGAUCCUUCGAACAAUAAUCUGCUUUCGAAUCUAAAAUCUAUUAUGUAGAUAUUAUUUUCGCGAUAUAUGUAACUUUUAUAAUGAUCCGAAUUUCAAAUUCA
This is a messenger RNA of Erythranthe guttata (spotted monkey flower), 1114 nucleotides long. RefSeq names its product Chlorophyll A-B binding family protein. Gene Ontology annotation, biological process: photosynthesis, light harvesting. The record is from RefSeq and is a predicted model, not a curated record. Lineage: Eukaryota; Viridiplantae; Streptophyta; Magnoliopsida; Lamiales; Phrymaceae. Gene Ontology annotation, cellular component: membrane.